AGAAGAAAUCUGCAUAUGUUUUUGAUGAGAGACUUCAGAGUCGAUUCAGUCACAUGUCAUCAAACUGAGUAUGAGAUAGAGGGUGAAUGCUGUCCUAUGUGUCCUCCUGGCACUCGAGUCAAAACUCACUGUACAGAAUUUAAAAGUACAUCCUGUCAGAAAUGCUCAGAUGGGACUUAUAUGGACCUGCAAAAUGGACUAAGGAGUUGUUCUCUAUGCUCUACCUGUGGUUCAGGAGCUGGUCUGAAGGUAAAGCGAGGAUGUGAAAUAACUGCUGACACAGUUUGUGAACCAAUGGAGGGAUUCUACUGUACAGACCUUAAAUCAGGAAGCUGUGCUGCAGCACAGAAACACAGGAGAUGUGAACCAGGACAGUUCAUCAGCAGGAUGGGAACAGCCUCCACAGACUCAGAAUGCUCUGAAUGCAGCAGUGGAUCAUUUUCURAUGGAACAAUGUUGUYAUGUCAGCUUCACACACA
Poecilia reticulata (guppy) is the source of this 479-nucleotide messenger RNA. NCBI's taxonomy places the organism in Eukaryota, Metazoa, Chordata, Actinopteri, Cyprinodontiformes, Poeciliidae. The record is from RefSeq and is a predicted model, not a curated record.